UUUCAUAACAGAGCUGCUCCAGCCCUCAGAUUGUCUCUGUGGCCUCCUCUGGACUCGCUUGAGGAGCACCGUGUCCUUCUUAUGUUGGGGGCUCCAGACUUUGGAGGCUCUGAGCUAGGCACAAUGCAAAUGGCCAGUGUUCUGCUCCUGAGGUGACAGCACCUUCUCCCAGUGUAUGUAGCAUCUCCUUGCACCUGGGGUCAUUAGUAAUGCUUCAUGGAGUGAUCUCAGAGCACUUCACAGGGGGUGAGUCACCUCCUUUUUUUAGAGGCUGCCACCCAGUUAUGUGUUGGCUCAAGAACUUACACAAUGUUCUGGUGACACCACCGGAAAUAUAAUCCACGUCUCUCCUGCUAAUCCCAGUUCUUGUCUGUGCUGCUGUGUGUGGUGCUGCACACAUGUGUCAAAAUGACAAGUUGCUCAAAAAAGAGGAGAUUUACAGGAUGUGGAUAAUGAGAUGAUGUUGGGGAGCCCAGCCUGGGAGAGGCUGCUUGUGGCAUCUGGUCUGUAGAUAUCUGUGUCUUUAAAAAAUAUGAAGGAAUUAGUUGCAAAGCAAUUUAAAUAUCUCUGUCUCCCUCUGUGUACAGGGAGGUGGUUUCAGGACUGUAACCCCUAAGCUAUUUUUUACUAGAUUUACAAGUAAUUCAAAGCCAUUUCUUUCUUGUUUUCUGCCAACCUAUUCCUUUGCAUGGUAAUCUAAUGGACUUCCAGGUGUUCCUUUUUGGGGUUUGUAUUUGUUUAUUGUGAGUUUUUUCUUUUGUGGUUUUUUGUUGCUGUUGUUUUUGGCUUUUUUUCCAGGCUGGGAAUACUGGAGUGUGAUGUUUUAUUGCAGAGACAGAAACACUCAGGAAAAAAAAAAUUCUGCCUACAGAUGGACAAUUCUGUAAAGGCAGCAGCCCCCAAAAGGCUUCCUGGAAGUUCUGCAUCUACAGAGAGAGUUUCUCCUUCUGGCUUUGAGAGCAUUGCUCUUGAAGAGGAUCUGAACGGCGAGCUGAUGAACGAAGACAUCCGUAUCCAUAGCUGGCCUUGUUCUUACUACUUGGACACUAGCAAACAAUGGGUCUCUGGCAGACUCUCACUGACUCCUGUUGCCAUCAAGUUCACAGCUGACAAGACUGGGGAGCUUUUGAUCAACUUCCAUCUUUCCAGUAUCAGUGAGAUCAAGAAGGAAUCUUCAAAUUUAAUCUUCAGCUCCCUUACCAUCUUAGAGAAGAACACCAAGCACUGGUUCAGUUCUCUGCAACCCAGCAGAAAUGUGGUAUUCAACAUCCUUGAGCACUUUUGGAGGGAGCAGCUGCUGUCAAGCCAAGGUGCAGGAGCAGAAGCAGCAGCUUUGCAGCCAACAAAGGGAAAAGAACUGACAGGGUUGUUGACUGGAUCACAGAAACGACUGGAGGACACGGCCAAAGUGCUGCAUUACCAGGGCGAGCAGUUUGAUAACAUCAUGAGAGGGCUCAACAAAAUUGAAGGGGAUAUGGAUGUAGCAGACAGGUUGUUGACUGAGCUGGAAUCUCCUUCUUGGUGGCCGUUUAGCAGCAAGCUCUGGAAAGCACCACUGGAAACUAAGCCAAAGGAAACUGCCACAGUUUCCGAUUCGAAGAACCAGGAAGGAAUCCUAAUUAGAAUUCCAGUUAUUAUCACCCACAGAACAGACUCGAAUGUCAAGCCAGGAAAACUCACACUUUUUGCUUCUGGCCUGGAAAUCAGUGACUGCAACUCUCAGGUCAUUCACCGGUUUGAGUCGAAGGAUGUGGAUGAUAUCAGAGUCCACACACCCUAUGAGAUCAGUGUCCGCCAGAGGUUCAUUGGGAAGCCUGACACCUCUUACCGGCUCUUGUCAGCCAAGAUGCCAGAAGCAAUCCCCAUCCUGGAGAUGCAGUUUAGCAAGAAGAUGCAGUUUUUAGAAGAUGCUCUUGGAUUUGUUGGUGCCAAGAAGUCUCCUCAGGUAGAUUUGGGGACCUCCAUUUGGCAGGCAGCCACAGGACUGCUGGGAGGAGUGGUGCAGCCCAGCUCUCCAGUGGGAAGCAGAGAAGGGAUGGACAAUGACCAGGUUCAGCUGCAGAAGCAAGAGAAGAUCUCCCAGGAAGAAGCAAAAGAACUGAAACAGAUACUAAAGAAGCUGAAGGGCCUUGCCUUGGAGACAGAAGCUGAGCUGGAAAGACAGGAUGAAGCUCUUGAUUCCAUCACUACCUCUGUAGACCGUGCCACCCUGAAUAUUGACAAGCAGAACCGCAGAAUAAAGAAACUAACGUAGCGCCCGUGGGGCCGGUGGGGAGGGUGUUGUGAGGAAGAGGAGGACUGGGGCACUGCAGUUUUCAAGACUGUUUCUUUACUAGAGGUAUUUGCAAUAUUGCCUGGAAUACGAUGCUGCUGGUGUCGAGUUCCUGAGGGUUUUGAUACAUGUUUUCAGACUUGGAUGAUGUUUGAAGGCUGUUUUAGGAUUAAAAAGGCCAAGACUUUUAAUUGUGGUGAAACAACGAUGGUGGAUUCUUUCCUCCAGAAAAUCUGUACAUAUGAAAGGUUGUGAUAUAAUCUGAAUCAACUUUUAUGUGCUUUUUUAUGUUGCAGCUUUUGAAAGUUGUUGUGGGUUGCUGGGUUUUUUUACUACAUGAAGAAAUGAAGGAGAAAUGAACUGCAUAUGAGACUACUUUAGAUGGUUACAGCCUAUUAAUUCUCUCUCAAGGUCUUUCUUUAAAAUAGUUCCUAGCUGAGCUGAGGGCCAGAUGUCCAACUGCAAGUUAUUGAGGCUUUUUUGGGGGGAAGUUAAUGAAGAGGUGAGCAAAUGAUGGUGAUAAAACCUUGUGUUCCUGGAGCAAAUAGUUUUAAUAGGUUUCAAUCAUGCUUUUAAUGUACCCAGAAAUUUUAUAAGAGUAAUGAAGACUUAGUGGUCACAGCUGUCAGUUGCCAUGUCCUGGGAAAUCAAGAGAAGGUUAGUUAAUGUGCAUGUAUUUGUAUUAUUAUUCUUUCAAUAAGAUACCUACUUACUGAACAUAUAUAUAUAUAUUUUUGGCCUGUUGAUAAAUGUUUUGCCCACUUAUAAAAAGUGAUAAAGUUUAAUACAAGCCUCUGCUUUCCAAAUAGGGACUGCUGGUCUUUGGUGAUGAUCUUCAUGUUUUGAUGUGUUUUUUCCCCUUGAAACUGCACAUAUAGGGAAAGAACUGGUUUUGGAGUGGGGAAAGUGAUUUUCUGCAUGGGCAAAUUUAUUUAGUUCUUGGAGUUCACAGAAUCAAGAGUUCAGUGUUUGUGUCCCUCACUUGCACACAGUGGUUUUAUAUUUAUGUAUCUGACAUGGGAUGCAGUGUCCUCAGAGCUUCAUGAACACAAGAUUUCACUUUGUGUGGUCCCUAGAUACCAUGUUGGAUCUGGGCUGCCUCAUCUUUCAUGGUUGUUAGUGGAAGGUCUCUUGUCCCUUUGCUCUGUCCUUCAUUUUCCAAAGCUCUCCCUACUAUUUGUCUCUGAUUCUCUAAAUGGAAACUUCAUGAAUUGUGUGGAGCAUCCUGUGGUGUUUGUGUGUCUUCUCCAGAUUCCUGGGCUGAAGGGCCUGUGGUCAGAGCUGUAGACAUCUGGAGAACACUUGCUAGUCGUGGUGCAUCCAUCUAUCUUGUGGCUUUUAUUUAUUUGCACUAACAGGUGGUGAAACAUUUCAAGACUUCUUGUAGACCUGUAUUUCUAAACUAAAAGGGAACAUUGUCAAUUGUCUGAUAGGUUUUCUUGAGUUAACAAUUGGCUCCAUCAAGACUACAGGACCAUGGAGACCUUUUCCCCUCCUUAGAUACUUAAUACUGUAUAGGAGAGAUUCUAGGUGAUUGAUCCUAUCACCUCUGGCAGAUAAGUCACAUUUCAUCAAUUCCUACAGUUUACCAGCUAUUUUAGUUCAAAGUAGCUCUUGUAAUAUGUUUUUUUUUUAAUUGCUUUUAUAUUAAAAAACUCUUCUUGUAUUGCUUUCAAAUACAACACUUUUGGUGCAAUAUUUUUAACUGGUGAAGCUUUGAACUGCUUCUUCAACUGAUGGUUGAUGUAAAAUUUUCCUGUUUCAGAGUAAUUCAGUUUUCAAGAUCUUACUCUACCUUGUUUUGUAUUACUUCAGGUUAGUUUGUUAGCAUUGGACUAAAGUGUAUUUCUGCACUGCAAGUUCUUAGUUUACAAUCCAAGUUGUUAGUGCAUGCCACUUUACUUGCUGAAUAUGGUGAUUAUAUAUAUUCAUGCACUGUGUACUGUGAAAUAAAAUAUUGUCUGGGGUUGUCAUUUAUGUUUCUGAUACCCAAAUGACUAGUGUUUUACUGUGAAAGGAAGAUCCGUUUACACUACUCGUUAUUUCCAUGGAUUAAAAAACAUACUUUGCACAAAAUGUAUGUUCACUGGUACUGACUGGGAACUAAUUUCUACACUGAAUUAGUCCAAACCAGGAUUGCCAAAAUAAAGUAGGAAGCACAGGGCAUUUAGUUGAGCAUUCCUUGUGCCAUACUUUUUAUUGUGGUUUUUAACACUGACUGUUGCAUCUGAUGCAGUGUUUUGUGGUUUGUGUUGGUCAAACAUGUCCACAAUAAAGCAAAAAAUUGUA
This is a messenger RNA of Apus apus (common swift), 4561 nucleotides long. It is a transcript of the gene SNAP47, whose product is annotated as synaptosome associated protein 47. NCBI's taxonomy places the organism in Eukaryota, Metazoa, Chordata, Aves, Apodiformes, Apodidae. The coding region runs from base 872 to 2254 and encodes 460 amino acids. The transcript has 6 exons. Gene Ontology annotation, biological process: synaptic vesicle priming; exocytosis; synaptic vesicle fusion to presynaptic active zone membrane. The record is from RefSeq and is a predicted model, not a curated record. Gene Ontology annotation, cellular component: plasma membrane; SNARE complex. Gene Ontology annotation, molecular function: SNAP receptor activity; syntaxin binding.